Terrapene triunguis (Three-toed box turtle) is the source of this 1653-nucleotide messenger RNA. RefSeq names its product chromosome unknown C18orf32 homolog (gene CUNH18orf32). Gene Ontology annotation, biological process: positive regulation of canonical NF-kappaB signal transduction. The record is from RefSeq and is a predicted model, not a curated record. NCBI's taxonomy places the organism in Eukaryota, Metazoa, Chordata, Testudines, Emydidae. The coding region runs from base 24 to 326 and encodes 100 amino acids. The transcript is spliced from 2 exons.
CUGUCAGAGGAUUGGAAAGAACCAUGGUGUGCAUUCCUUGUAUCGUCAUUCCAAUUCUGCUCUGGGUCUAUAAGAAAUUCCUUGAGCCAUAUGUCUACCCUAUAAUUUCACCUUUCAUUAAGCGCAUAUGGCCUAGGAAAGCUGUGCAGGGAACACUGGCCACCAAACAAGGUCAAGGAGACAGUACUGGAACUAUUCUGGGGACGUCAACCACAAACCUAGGCCCAACAGAUGAUUUUGGAAUGUAUAAGAUUGAAAGCAAUGGGGUCGCAAAUGGAAUCACUGCAAAGGGACCAACGGAAGUUUCUGACAAGAAGACUGAUUAAAGGAACUUGUUCAUUAGGAACUUUUCUUUGCUGUACAAUGUGAACUGGUGAUACUGUUCCCACUUUGAGAUUUGGUGGCCCUUCUACCUGAAAGGAAGCAUGAGUUGUUUAUAGCAGAGGGUUUCCUCUGCCACUGAAAUGGGUGAAUUUAGCAGCUCUCUCUUUAAGAUGUUUGAGAAGUUGUUUUAAACUAUUCUUAUUCCUUACUACAUUUUACUCACUGAAAUUCUCUGCAUCUGUAAUGCAGUUCAGAUGAUAAGGUUAGAUAGCCUAGAUUAAUUUAUUUUUAUCAAUAAAUGAAGCUUUACAUGGUAAAUGUGUCAGUUUCUUAUAGUUGUCUUGUAAUGCAUCUAAAAUCCAUGUAUUUUAUAACAGUUCCUGAAACUCAAACUUCAUUGUAGCUCAUUACUCUGCUCUCAGAGCCUCAUGCAAAAGGUUAGGGUUUCAUCCAAUAUAGUUUGAUGGAGUAAUGUGCAAUCUCUUGCUCUAAGAGCUAUAACUCUCCCAUCCCUGCUAAAGAUGUUCUGGAUUGCACUGAGGACACCAGCGUGUUUCUUGGCAAUGCUAUGAAGAAAACUUAUAAAAAGAGAUCUCCACCUGGUAACCAAUAAGCUAGAAUAGGUGCAAUAUUUACAGGAUUUAUUUAGUUUAUUGGAAGCAGAAAGCAAGCCCUGAGGAAUGGCAGGGAUGUAGCAUGAGAAAAUUACUAUGUUGUGUGCAAGCCGCCAUAGUUAAGAUUGUAGAUGUCAGAAUUGUAAAAUUCAGAAUAAGUCCAGAAAAAUCUGGUUAACCUACUUAUGUAACUUAAUUAAAACAAAAUGGCAUUUUAUUAAAACUUGUUUCUUAUAAAAUGUUUCUAGUUUUUUUUCUUUCUAUUUUAAAAUUUAGUUCUUGGAAUGGAAAAGUCUCAAAGCUUAGGGGAAUAUUAUAUAGACCGGGACCCCAACACAGGGAUGGCAUCUGAACUGCUUGCUUUGUUUGUGGCUGGCUUCCUGACUUCUCAUCCAGUGCCAGGUCUGGCCCCCAAUAGGAAAAGCUGCUUUCUGUCCUGCUCUGCUCCUAACUCUAUUAAUGGAAACUGUGCUAUUUUAGAUGCCUCUCAGCUCUGCAGAGCGUAAAGGUAAUAGUCCCUUUCUGUAUACACCUCCAGUGCAACUGUUCUGUUUGGAAUCGUACGUGAGUCAAGGCAAUUCAGAGGAGGGGCUUCUACUGAAUAGUCCAAAAAUAUGUGACAGGUCUGGAGAAGAACUAUUUUGGGUGGUUCAUGGAGGGCAUAACUAGGAGACACAGCACUGAGUCCCAUUGGGUAGAUAGAAAGAUUAACCUA